AUGCCGAGACAAGCUGCAGCCGAGGCAGCACAGCGGAACUCGAAUCUGAGCAGUUUCGAAAAGCUUCCUACGGAACUUUUGAUCGAGAUCGCCAAGCAUCUACAAGAUGACUCCAACUUCCCACACAUCGGCCCGCCGCUGAAGUACAUUUCAGCCGAAUCUGUCACAGAGAAUUACUGGAGUCGGGAUCUACUGUCUUACAAGCCUACCGAAUAUGGAACAGAGCCGCCAGCCUACAAGGAAUUCAAGCGGCGGAAUCAAGACAUCCAGAACCUCACCGCAACAAGCUCACACCUCUUUGCCGCAUGCGGCACAAUGAUUUAUCGCACACCGGUCAUUCACGGCGAUGAUGAAAUGGUCGCAAGAUUCUUCGAAAGGAUCACCUCACAUCAUGUUGUGCAAACGUAUAUUCAACAUCUUUCCAUCCAGACCUGGUGGUAUACGCGAACAUCCAUUAGCCCAUACUUUAAACCAGAUCUGCUCAACAACCUGGUCAAUCUGAGGUCUCUAGAAAUUCGCGACUAUAUGGAACUAUAUGAAGACAGUUUGUACAGACUUCUUCCAAGGCUACCCGGUCUAGAACGGCUGUCGAUGAAUGGUUUCAACCCAAGGGUUUCCCAUCCUAAGUAA
Messenger RNA from Colletotrichum aenigma, 630 nucleotides. RefSeq lists its product as uncharacterized. Lineage: Eukaryota; Fungi; Ascomycota; Sordariomycetes; Glomerellales; Glomerellaceae. The record is from RefSeq and is a predicted model, not a curated record. The transcript has a single exon. The coding region runs from base 1 to 630 and encodes 209 amino acids.